AUGGCAGCACCGGAUGAAGAUGACAUCGACAUAGAGACCCUACAGGCUCAGAUAGACAUGUCCUUAGCAUUUGCGCAGGACCUCGUUUCAUCUUGGAUAAAACCUCUCAAAUCAUCUGGCUAUUCCAAGCCGAAUAACUCUAAAGACACGGAGAAAGAGCUCGAAGAGCUCCUCCGCCGACCUCCAAGGCUUGGGGUAGGUGCACCCCUUCCAGAUUCGACACACCCAUCUGGUCGAGAUGCGGUCAAGCUCAAAAAUAAACUAGCGGGCAAGAAACGAUCUCAUGCAGCUGAUGAUGACCGCGAGCCUGUGUCCAUGAAAUCAAAGACACAGGAUAUGGAUGAAGAAGACGAGGAGGAGAGCAGGUCUGGUGCGAUUCGGAAGAAGGUCAAGAUCGACCCCUUUGCGACGCAUACUAAGAAGAAGGGGAAAGCGAAGGCGAUUUUGGCGGUGCAGGCAAAGACGGACAAGGAACUAGCCCAACCGAGACAAAGAGUGGAUAUUAGCAGCGUGAGUGAGGCAAAUGAGCCUCAAGAGAAGGAAGACGUGGUCAUGGGCGUCGAAGACGAUGCAGAGAGUAUGCACAUGAAGCAGCAUGAGCAGAAAAAGAGAAAGAAAAAACGGAAAAAGUUGCAUGGUGGAGACGAGGACAUUUUGCGUGUGAGACCUGUAGAUGGUACUUCAGCACCUCCAAAACCUGUCUCCUCCGCCAAUCAGUCAAUAUCCUCAAUCAUAACCCCCAUCGCACCCGGAUUGAAUGAUAUCGUGUCAUCUGAAUUCCGCCCUCAAUAUCAGACGUCACCACCGAAGUCAGAUAAGGCCAAGCCCCAAACGUUAUCCUUCAAACCGCACUUCGUCCUUCCUCCCUCGAACAGUGAUGCCCACCCCGCUGUUCCCGUCCUUAACCUAUCUGGUCCCCCAUUGGAGCCCAUUGGUGCAUUAGGAUGCCACACGUCCCUGAAAAAGAAGCGGAAGCGGAAAAAGAAGAAACGAGGCAUCGACGGGGAUGGUGCUAUUGGAGGUGGUAGUGACGGUGGCGACGGUGCUGAUGCCUCUUGAGGGGACCAUAACUAUUGCUAUUUCAUUGGAUUCCAUGUCAUCAUGUUGUAAAAUACAUGCAUCUGCUGCAAUGUCCCUGUAGGCUUUGGAGCUAAUUAUCACUGGCUAUUAUAAUAUU
Heterobasidion irregulare TC 32-1 is the source of this 1177-nucleotide messenger RNA. RefSeq lists its product as uncharacterized. The transcript has 3 exons. The coding region runs from base 1 to 1059 and encodes 352 amino acids. NCBI's taxonomy places the organism in Eukaryota, Fungi, Basidiomycota, Agaricomycetes, Russulales, Bondarzewiaceae. The record is from RefSeq and is a predicted model, not a curated record.